AUGGCUAGAACAAGAGAGCCUGCAGUUGUGCUCAGUGAUUCCGCGAAAAAAGAAAUGAUCAGAAGAGCUUAUAAGACGGUUGUUUGCGUCUCAAUGAACAACUGGUGCGCGGCUUCGUCGAGGAAUGUUCGCGUGUUCACGUGGCAUAUCCGUUGGACGCGUAAUGCCGGGGAAUCCGGAUAUUCUACUUCUGUGAAACGUUGUCUCGUUGAGAGCCUGCUUCCCUUUCUGACCCUCUCCGAAACUCUCAACCACCUGCCGCAUACUCCGCCCACUGACCAGGAGGAGAACGUCGCGUCAUCGAACAUGCACAUUCUCGAGAAAAAUUUCAUCGCAAAUGAAAGCGUUAAUAGCGGUAAGAGAGUCGGUCACCUUGAUCCCAUCAACAACCACCAAAUGGACGCCCUAAUUUGCCAAUUCUGUGCCGGUUCAUCCGGGACAUCGUCGAUGGUUGGAGAGAAAAUGAGCUAUAUUGUUGUCGCCUCGUUUAUUGGUGCCGCUAGCGCCUAUUUUGGAUGGAGUGGAUCAAACGACUACAAUUUUCUGGAUGAAAGGACUGCUACACCUGUACCAUCACCUUCAAAUUUGGCAUGCUUCUUCUGCUCACAGCUCCUCUCGGUGACCAAGCACCGAGUAGGAUUGAGUCAAAAUCAGCUCAGGGCAGUUCUACACGAUAAGUGUCGUGUAUUGCCUAUUGUUCUUAAGGAGCAGUGCUUCGCAUUUGUGGAAACUUCAUUACCAGAAAUCUACUUUUCUCUUAACUAUGACUUUUCCACGAAAGAUAUCUGUGUUCGAUUGAGUCUCUGCGAAGAAGACAACCCAUUUGCAGUAGCUGGGACACCUCCAGAAGAUCCGUCCACGAUAUCAACUGCGUCUCCGAGAGUUGGAGGAGAUGAACAUUCUGCUGAAACCACGACAUCUGGAAUCCAUCGAAAGAAAGCUAGACAAGAUCGAGCGGAUCGUAAGAAUACUGAUCAGAAUAGCAAAAAUGAAGAGAAACGAAUCACGUGCGCUUUCUGCGAGCGAAUGCUGGAGAAUGCGAAGAAUUAUGCGGUAACAGCAAAGACAGAUAUAAACUCAUUCGCUAGCACGGCAUGCUCCAAGUUACCAAAAGGGCGUUACUCGGACCAUUGCCACCAGCUGGCUGACAAGAAGAUAGCAGAACUCGCCAAGUUUGUCGAUCAGCAAGUUAUUGAGGCACUAUGGUGCGCAGAACUCAAUCAGUGCUGA
Messenger RNA from Necator americanus (New World hookworm), 1230 nucleotides. RefSeq lists its product as uncharacterized. Bases 1 to 1230 code for a protein of 409 amino acids. The record is from RefSeq and is a predicted model, not a curated record. Lineage: Eukaryota; Metazoa; Nematoda; Chromadorea; Rhabditida; Ancylostomatidae. The transcript has 10 exons.